This is a messenger RNA of Aspergillus nomiae NRRL 13137, 855 nucleotides long. RefSeq lists its product as uncharacterized. The record is from RefSeq and is a predicted model, not a curated record. The transcript has a single exon. Lineage: Eukaryota; Fungi; Ascomycota; Eurotiomycetes; Eurotiales; Aspergillaceae. Bases 1 to 855 code for a protein of 284 amino acids.
AUGACCGCAGAUGCGAGGAAUGACCAAGUGUUGAAGAAACGUAUAUCUGGACGGCCAAAGUGUGGGCCUCGAUUAGCUGCCAGAGACAGCAGCAGCGAAAAGCAGAGUGUAGGAUUUAUUUGUUUUGAGCGCAAUGCCACGACGGCGGCUCUGGCAAAACGAAUGGAGUUUCCGAAAAGAAAACUGGGGACCUUCUACGCCCGAGAAUUUCCACGUUUUCUUGAACCGAUCGUGCCACACAGCGAGGCAGCUUUCGCUGAGGACAUGAGCACUGGUAUUAGGAAGUCCUUCAGUAGUAUUAGAAAAGGAUAUCAGUAUAGCACAGGAUUUUCAGGCCUCGAGGGCUGCACUAUUUUGUAUAUUAUCAGCCGCAAGGGUGUGUAUGCUGUGCACUGGUUUGAAAACGUGUCCUUUUCACCUGACAGUGUCUGGCUUGAGGGCACAACUGUGGAAGACCUGUUUCAAAAUACCGUGAUCGACAUGUUGACUAAUGGAGGAAGGUAUCACCCUAAAGUCGCUGCGAGAAUAAUUGAAGACGACUAUAUCAAGGCCUAUCUCAUACACCCAACGCAGACUUGGAAGGAAGGCCCUGAUGAUGCCGGCUACACGGAGCAGUGGCAGCAGGUUCGGACCACUGUCGGCAAUCUUGUACCAAAGCUGCAAGAUCAAUCGAGAUGGACAGAUAUCCCGUACACCGUCGCUACACCUGCCGAGGUCCUGAAGUCAGACGGAGCCGCAGGUAAGAAUCUCUUCAAAUAUGACCCAGCUCAUGAUGUCGGGGGAGGCAAGACGGAGCACUUGGCCAUGUUAUGGAUUGAAGACCAGAAAGAGCCAUACCAUGAAGACCGAUGGUGA